Marasmius oreades (fairy-ring Marasmius) is the source of this 441-nucleotide messenger RNA. RefSeq lists its product as uncharacterized. The record is from RefSeq and is a predicted model, not a curated record. The transcript has 3 exons. Lineage: Eukaryota; Fungi; Basidiomycota; Agaricomycetes; Agaricales; Marasmiaceae. The coding region runs from base 1 to 441 and encodes 146 amino acids.
AUGGCGGAUCCUCAAACUAAAGAUUUCUCAAAACUGUACUCGCUCGUGGCUACUGUGGCUGGACAUAUCGGAAACCAGGGAAUGAUAUCCGUGAUGUCAACCAUUCUCAAACAGGCUGAUGAAGACAUACUUACAUCUGCUGAAAACGAAGCAUACUUGGCGUUGAAAAACAAGUGUCGUGAGCAAGAAAAUGAACUUGAAUUGUUGCGUGCAGGUUCAAGAACUUCUCGUCAAACGUUGACUGAGCCAACCGGUGAUGAGUCCGACGACACUGAGUGGGUCAAGAGCAUCAAGUAUAUUGUCAAACGGUCUCGCAGCCACCGUGGAUUGUACUGGAUCAACCGUUUUCCAUUGAAGAAGGUGAAAGGCCCCUACGACUUUGAUUCUCGUGAUGAGACCCUGAAGGAAUACAGAGAACGCAUGAAACAGCUUGGGAUAUAA